AUGGCUUCGGCGCCGGCCCCCGGCUGCCUCCUGUCCGUCCAGAGCGAGAAGCACCGGCGGGCGCGCAACUGGACCGAAGCCGAGAUGCGAGGCCUGAUGCUGGUCUGGGAGGAAUUCUUCGAGGAGCUGAAGCAGACCAAGAGGAACGCCAAAGUUUACGAGAAAAUGGCCAACAAACUCUUCGAAAUGACGGGGGAAAUCCGGCACGGGGAAGAGAUCAAGAUUAAAAUCACCAACAUGACCUUCCAAUACAGGAAAUUGAAGUGCAUGACGGACAGUGAAACCUUAGCACCCGAUUGGCCUUACUUCAAAACCAUUGAUAGAAUAUUAUCUAAAGUCCCGGAGCACAACGAUGUGAAAAUUCACGACAGCCAGCAACCAGGCCCUUCCACCUCUCAGACGGAAGCCUCGCAAUCACCCUCCACCAAAUCAGCGCCUCUCUAUUUGCCAUACAACCAGUUCCCGUACGAAGGACGAGAAGAAUUCUUCGAAGACGCCCAUUCGGAGAGCUCCUCCAGCCUAAUUUCGUAUAAAUUAAGAGCAGAAGAGCGACCGGUGAAGAAAAGGAAAGUGCAGAGCUGCAGUUUCCAGAAGAAGAAGUUGAAGCUGAUGGAGGCCAUGCUGGAAGAGCAGAAGAAGCUGAGCCGAGCGAUGGAGGAAACGUGUCGGGAAGUCCGAAGGACUUUGGACCAGCAAAACAUUAUCCAAGUCCAGAGCCUGCAGCUGCAGGAAAGAAUGAUGAAUUUACUGGAGAAAAUGAUCACCAAAGCCAACGUUUAA
This is a messenger RNA of Thamnophis elegans (Western terrestrial garter snake), 780 nucleotides long. RefSeq names its product Myb/SANT DNA binding domain containing 1 (gene MSANTD1). Lineage: Eukaryota; Metazoa; Chordata; Lepidosauria; Squamata; Natricidae. The record is from RefSeq and is a predicted model, not a curated record. Gene Ontology annotation, cellular component: nuclear body. Gene Ontology annotation, biological process: positive regulation of DNA-templated transcription. The transcript is spliced from 3 exons. Bases 1 to 780 code for a protein of 259 amino acids.